GGCCCAUUUAUUUCAAAGUUUAAAGUGGUGCGAGUUCUUGAGAGGGAAACAGAGGAACGAAAAAACACACUCUGCUGUCUUCGCCUAUAGUUUUGCGCCUUGUAGAGUUCUCUCCAUUGGUAGCUAAAACAAACUUAUAGAUGUCAAAGGAGAAUAGCAAAAUCAUGACGCCGGAGCAAAGGGCUCGCAUCUCACAGAACUUCAAAGCCGCCAAGGCACUUCUUUCUCGCAAACGGCCUCUUGAUUCCUCCUCCUCCUCCUCCUCCAAGGAUGCCGAAUCGCCAUUUACUAAUGUUAAAAGAGUUCCUCUCAUGGAAAUGCAAACGAAUACGCCAUCGUCGUUUCGUGCAAAUGGAAUCAAAUCAAAUGAUAUUUCUUGUUCAAGGCUAACUAGUGUUUCUUUGGGAAAUGAAUGUUGUUUAGAUUCUGUUAUCACUCCUAUAAAACAGCACCCAGAGUGUUGGGGUUUAAGUGAUAACUUAUCUACACCUACUCUUCUAGAUGAUGACUUUGAUGAAUCUAUUCUGAAAGAGAUUGAUGCUAUAUGUGAUCAGAGUUCUGCUGCAAAAGUUGAAACUCAGAGGUUUAAUAGCAGCAGCUUUUCUGUGGAUAAAAGUGAGGAAAAUACUAGUGAUUUUACUACUUUACUUUCUAUUGCUGCAAGUGAGGAUAUAAGAACGCAAGGUACUUUGGAACCUAGAUUGGAGGAUAAAGAUACUUCCCAGACAGUAAAGCAUGGAAAUAUGCCUGAAGAAUACUCCAAAUACUUGCAGUCUUUAAAUAAUAGGCAACGGGAAGCAGCUUGUACUCAUAUUUCCAUCCCUUUGAUGAUAGUUGCUGGUCCAGGAAGUGGCAAGACGUCCACUAUUGUUGGGCGAGUUCUGAAGCUGCUUAGUGAGGGUAUCGGUCCAACAAACAUUCUUGCAAUGACUUUCACCACUUCAGCAGCUUCUGAGAUGCGAGAUCGCAUUGGAGGCGUGGCUGGGAAGGCAAUAGCUAAAGAACUUACAAUCAGCACGUUCCAUUCAUUUUCUUUGCAACUUUGUCGUUCACAUGCAGAGAAGUUAGAGCGCACAUCAGAGUUCUUGAUAUAUGGGCAUGGGCACCAGAGAAGAGCAAUUAUUGAGGCUGUGCGCCUAUUAGAAAAGGAAAAGACUGAUGUACAAAGUCUUCAUGCCUGCAAACCUGCUGAAGCUUUGAAUGGGAUAAUGUCUCCAGAAUAUUUCAAAGAAAAGUCAAAGAAAUGGCAAAAGUUUGUGACUCAGGCUAAAGCUUCAGGAAAGACACCUGCGGAUUACCAGAAAAUGGGUGAUGAGAUAGGAGCUUCAAUACUUAGGAACUACAACGACAUAUUGAAAUCUUGUAAUGCGCUGGACUACCACGAUUUAAUCAGCUGUUCUGUGAAGUUGCUUACUGAUUAUCCUGAUGUAUUCAAGGAGUGUCAGGAUUCAUGGAAGGCAAUUGUGGUAGAUGAGUUUCAGGACACAAGCGGCAUGCAAUACCGUCUUCUAAGACUUCUUGCAUCUCAUAAUCACAUAACUAUUGUUGGUGAUGAUGAUCAGUCCAUUUUCAGUUUCAAUGGAGCUGACAUAUCGGGGUUUGAUUCAUUUCGUCUAGACUUUCCAAAUUACAGAGAGAUUAGACUCAACAAAAACUAUCGAUCCACGCGUCAUAUUGUUGAGGCUGCAUCUUCUCUUAUCCAAAAUAAUAUGAAAAGAUGCCGGUUUAAGGAUGUUGUUACUGAUAAUUCUUCUGGAUCUAAGAUAACCAUCAAGGAAUGCCAGACUGAGCAUGCACAAUGCUCUUUUGUUCUUGACAAGAUUUUGGAAAUGGCAUCUGAUGGAUCACCUGCAAAACAGAAUUAUGGCAAUAUUGCCAUACUUUACCGGAGGCAGGUGUCAGGAAAGCUCUUCCAAGUAGCAUUUCGUGACAGAAAGAUGCCAUUUAAUGUUCAUGGUGUGGCCUUCUACAGGAAAAAGGUGGUUAAAGCCAUUAUUGCCAUGCUUAGAACAGCGUUGCCUAAAUGCGAUGAUGGUCCAUAUCGUCAAGCUUUCAAAGCGUUGCUUCCAUUUGAGAAGGAUGAAAAGAAGAGAGUUGUUGACCAUGUUGAGAAAAUCUUAACCAUUAGAAAGUGCAGCUUCAUAUCUGCUGCAAAAGACAUCUUUAGUGCAAAGAUUUCUGGCACCUUUAAAAGGAGUCAACUCAACCAGGGACGCAAGGUACUGUUGACACUUGAGAUGAUAUUGAAACUUGUUCACAGGGAACAAUCAAUUUCAGCUGUCAUUACGUCAGUGGCAAAUAUGGUACCUCAGCAAUACCUUCUUGAGCAGCGGGCAGUGGUUGAUGUUGAUGGUGGGAAAUUGUUGAAUGAAGACAAUGACCUCAGAUCUGUGCUUCAAUACUUACUGGAUGAUGUCUCUGAUUUUUUGUCGAUGCAAUGUGCUAUAAAGGAUGUUGGAGCUGUUAGAGAGGAAGAGAGAGGCUGCAUUACCACACUAAAAGAUUUUAUUGACUACAUAACAGAACGUGAGAAAGAAAAUUUCCGUUCUUGGAGACAUGAAAAUGAAAAUUCUGUUACCUUGACUACCAUUCAUCAGUCAAAAGGCUUGGAGUGGGACAUUGUUUUCAUAAUAAAGGCAAAUGAAUCCGAGAUUCCUUUGUUGCAUGAGUUCAAUGGUAUUACAAAAGAAAAUGGGACCUCAAUUGAAGAGGAAAGACGUCUUUUAUAUGUGGCAAUGACUCGUGCUCGAAAGAAACUAUUCAUUCUAUAUUACACAUUGGAUUCAAAUUGGCAGAUGCUUCAACCAUCACGAUUUCUCAAGGAGAUUCCAGAUCAUCUUCGAGAGAUUCAGGCUGAAGUAUGUCUACGAGAUUUACAAACAGAACCUCAAGAUAUCUCAAAAGGAACUGUCAACUCUACCACUAGUCUGCCUGGAGAAAAGCAACCUUCUGAAGUGCAUAGGGAUCCUAUCGAUUUUCUUGAAAUUCAAAACAAUAAUGACUUAAAGGAAUCAAAAGACCCAGUAGAUGUAUGCAAUGGAAAUAGUUUCUUGAAAAGAUUUGCUGUGGUGGACAGAUCAGUUGUUUCCCACUUAUUCCAUCAAUGGGCUAAGAAGCAAGCAUUCCAGAAUCCUAAGAGAUUGCUUGACAAGGUUGGCUUUGUUAUUGAUGAACGUCUGAGAAUUAAGAAAAACAAACACAAGGAUGUUUUGCGUGCAUUGAAGGCCUGCUUAAGCUGUGAUGAAGCAUUUCAAUAUGCAGAAUAUGCACUGAGAUGGGAGCAAAUUCCUGCUGAUGAACGCGCCCAUAUGAUGCGGGAGAAACAGGAGUACUUCCAGAAAGUAAGGAUCGAGAAUUCAAUGAGCACAUCUGCGCCAACACCAAAACAGAUUGGCUACUUGCAAAAUUUGGGAUGCACUGUUGUUCCCACAUCACGUCUCCAUGCCUCCCGUUUGAUUGAGCAAUAUAAAUCUCUGUGACUCCGGUUAUCAAUUGCUCAUUGUUGGCAGCUGCCCGUAUAUGAUGGUAAAUGUACAUUGCAAUACACAUAAAUAUUGAUAUGAUAAUUUAACAAAGAAGUUAUUCAAUGAGUUGUCGUGAUCAUUUGCAA
Ricinus communis (castor bean) is the source of this 3610-nucleotide messenger RNA. Its product is annotated as ATP-dependent DNA helicase SRS2-like protein At4g25120. Gene Ontology annotation, biological process: recombinational repair. Gene Ontology annotation, molecular function: hydrolase activity; ATP binding; 3'-5' DNA helicase activity. Gene Ontology annotation, cellular component: nucleus. The transcript has 29 exons. The coding region runs from base 141 to 3479 and encodes 1112 amino acids. The record is from RefSeq and is a predicted model, not a curated record. Lineage: Eukaryota; Viridiplantae; Streptophyta; Magnoliopsida; Malpighiales; Euphorbiaceae.